Fusarium odoratissimum NRRL 54006 is the source of this 2446-nucleotide messenger RNA. Its product is annotated as cytochrome c heme lyase. Gene Ontology annotation, biological process: cytochrome c-heme linkage. Gene Ontology annotation, molecular function: holocytochrome-c synthase activity. Gene Ontology annotation, cellular component: mitochondrion. The record is from RefSeq and is a predicted model, not a curated record. Lineage: Eukaryota; Fungi; Ascomycota; Sordariomycetes; Hypocreales; Nectriaceae. The transcript has 2 exons. The coding region runs from base 530 to 1396 and encodes 288 amino acids.
AGAAGAUCAAGUACUAGGAGGUACCAUAGAUAUUAUGAGUUCAACACUCAUGUCUCCGUCUAAUUGUCACAGUUCUAGUCACAAUGCUCAUGAUCUUGUCAAUAGACUCCCUAUGAUUCGCUCAAACGCUGUAAAUAGUUCUCGAUUUCCACUGUAACCCACCUGGUCUUGGUGCGGUUUCCCCCGGUCUUCCCGCUCUGGGUUGGCCUUAAAUUUUUGAUGGGCGCAUUACUUUAGUAGAGGUGACCAGAGGAAAUUCUUGCUUCUAUCCAUCCAACUCUUUGUUCUUGUCAUCAUCACCAAACACAAUUUUCGAUUCUUUCAGCACUCAGGCCAACAACGCCGACUUGCUUCACCGAACGCUACAGUUCUAAUAUAUAGUCAUUCACAAUGGGUUGGUUUUGGGCAGACACGCCUGUUCCUGCGGUUCCUGUCGGACACCCAGCUACUACCGACAAGGCUCCUCCAGUAUGAUCGCAAUCCCAUAUAUCUUCACCAUAUCGCUAACUCUCCCCAGCCUGGCUGCCCUAUGCACCAAAAGUCUGCCGAUGCCAUGAACCCCGUGGCUAAGCCCAAGAAGCCUGUCGAUCUUCCUUCCACCUCAGGGUGUCCCGUUCCUCACGCCGCCCGAACCCAAGAGCAGCCCAAAUCUUUGAUCUCCCAGCUCAACCCUCUCAACUACAUGUUCCCCGAUCUAUCGCAAAAACCUGCUCCUAAUCAAUCAUUCGCUCUCCCAACAACCCGAGAUGAGUCUACCAUCCCCAAGGGCACUGGAGAUGGCAACUGGGAGUACCCGUCUCCUCAGCAGAUGUACAACGCGCUGCUGCGCAAGGGAUAUACCGAUACCGAUAUCACCGCCGUCGAGGGCAUGGUUUCGGUACACAACUUCUUGAAUGAGGGCGCAUGGCAGGAGAUUCUUGGUUGGGAACAACGAUUUGCGCGGGGACUUUACAAGGGAUGGCAGAUCUGCAAGAGGGGCGAAGGUCACGUUCAGGAAGAGCUUGAUCGCCAAAGGGACGGUGUUGACACCGAGCCUAGCCUCGUUCGCUUCCAGGGUCGACCCAAGGAGUUGACUCCCAAGGCCACCAUGAUGCAGGUUCUGGGCUGGAUUUACCCCUCAAAGUUUGGUACCGAGCCUCCCUUUGACCGGCACGACUGGUACGUUGCGCGAGAGAUCAACGGCCAAAGGAAGGAGAUUCGAUACAUCAUCGACUAUUACUCUGGCGAGCCCGAUGCCCACGGUGACCCUGUCUUCUUCCUCGAUGUGCGUCCUGCCGCUACGCCCUUGGGUGCCGCCGAGCGUAUCAUUCGCUGGAGUACCGAUACUUGGUGGAAGGCCAUCGGCGGCGACAGGCACGAGCAGGAUCCCCAGCCUUGGUUCCGUGGCACUUCCUAAAAUGAUUUCUUUGGCGCUUGGGUCAUGAUGGAAGCAGGUGUUUUCUGAAAAGGUUCUGGCGUAAUGCAUUCUCCUCUCUAAUUGUUAUGAUUGAUGUGUUUCUAUAAUGAUGGCUGACUUGGAGUCGCUUGUACGAGCUCGAAAACGGAGGAAAUCGGAGCAAUUCUGUAUUAUAUACCAUUCAUUGGAACUUAGUUCAAGUUCACAGCCAAUUCGUUCACUUGGUCUAGAAGAGCCUGAUCCUCUCCAGCUGCAUUCUUGAGCACCUUUUCCAGCUGGUGGUCAACGGUCUGGCCAGGGAUGUCAGACACAGCACCCUGUGCCUGUUGGAUACGAGCCAUCUGGAACUGCAAGAAGAACUUGGGAACCUUGAUCGCAAGAUUUCCACCAGUCGAUCUGAUACCAGCUUCGGUUGCGAGGUAAACAUUGAGCUCAUUCUGAAACGUAUCGAGGUUGUUGUUGGCCAGGGGUGAUGUGGUUGCAAAUUUGUCAAGAGCGAAAGCCAGAGGACUUUGGCCUGAUUCGGCAAAGUUGAUGGAAGAAAAGGUCACACCGCCAGAGCUCACAUCUGGGACACCAUCGAUGGUUGUUUUCGAAUUGUCGCAGGUGAUGACCGAGGCCAGAUUCGUGGCCUGUGUCGAAACUUCAUCGGGGAGAGCUUCGGAACCAGUCACAAAGCAAGGAUUUUGUCUCUUAGGAAGAUGAGGCGCUUAUAUAUGUUAGUAGGUAUAUUCAUUAAGGGCUGUGGGCGAGAAAGGAUGCAUACCUGCGAGGGCGCUUCCAGCCAGUGUGAUGAGGAUGGGAAGAAUAGGGAAGUGCAUUUUGUAUGAGUGAGUGACCGAGGAAUAGGAAGAGAGAUAAAACAAGUAUUAUUAUAAACAAGAAUCCGCCAGGGAUUUACGAAUUGAAGAGAAACAAGUUGGAGAAGUGAUGAGUUUGUUUAGAAUCUGGUUGUUUAGAUAGAUAGGAUCUACAUGCCUUUUAUACGUUGAGAGUAUAUGUGACUUCGUUAAGCAUAAGCAUAGAGUUGAAUCGAGCAUGAUACCGAAA